AUGCCUCUAUAUGCUAAGUGCUUGAAGGAGCUUAUCAACAAGAAAAGAAGUUGGGAUGAGAAAGAGACUAUACUGCUUACUGAGGAAUGCAGAGUCUUAAUUCAAAAAGGGCUUCCCUCUAAACUUGCAAACCCUGGAAGUUUCUUUCUACCCUGCACCACUGGGAGAUUGACCAUCAACAAAGCUCUCUGCGAUCUAGGAGCAAGUAUCAACUUAAUACCCUCUUCUUUGGUGAAAAAGCUGUGCAUAAAGGAAAUUAAGACCAUACAAAUGUCUCUAGAACUGGUAGAUAAAUCAGUAGUAAAUCAUAGGGGUGUGAUUGAAAACCUUCUAGUCAAGGUGGACAAAUUCAUAUACCCUACAGACUUUGUAGUUUUAGAUUCAGAUGAGGAUGAAGGUGAUUCUGUCAUACUUGGGAGACCUUUCUUGGCCACUGCUAGAGCCAUUAUAGAUGUGGAAUAA
This is a messenger RNA of Arachis duranensis, 462 nucleotides long. RefSeq lists its product as uncharacterized. Bases 1 to 462 code for a protein of 153 amino acids. The record is from RefSeq and is a predicted model, not a curated record. The transcript has a single exon. NCBI's taxonomy places the organism in Eukaryota, Viridiplantae, Streptophyta, Magnoliopsida, Fabales, Fabaceae.